Molecule: messenger RNA, 950 nt
Organism: Phoenix dactylifera (date palm)
Lineage: Eukaryota; Viridiplantae; Streptophyta; Magnoliopsida; Arecales; Arecaceae
Product: tubulin-folding cofactor A-like
Biological process (GO): post-chaperonin tubulin folding pathway; tubulin complex assembly
Cellular component (GO): cytosol; microtubule cytoskeleton
Molecular function (GO): beta-tubulin binding
Source: RefSeq, a predicted model, not a curated record
AAAAUCACCAGAGUGAUGAGCUGCAAAGAAGGCCAUCCAGCCGGUACUGUUUGUGGCUUCGAGAAAACGGGCGGCAAGCCGAAACGGACCUUAAUCGGCUCGGAUCGAGUUCCAUGGCCCAACGAAGACCUGAUCCGACCUGACAAUAAUCGACCUAGGGACAGAGGAAUAAUUUCAUCUCUCCUCCGAUCUCCUCUCCUUUCCGCACUCCUCUGCGGCUUCGCCUCCCACUCGCCCCUCUCUUCAGGAAGCACCCUUCGUCUCCGGCAACCACAUCCUCCGGCGACCUUCUCCAGCGACGAACACGCCCAUUCUGCCCGCGUAUCCACCUUCCACUCCUCCGGCCGCUACCUCCUCUGGCUUCGUCGAGCAAGGGAAGGAUUUGAAGUAACGGCAAGAGAAGUCAAUAUGGCCACCCUUAGAAAUCUGAAAAUUAAGACGGCUACUUGCAGACGCAUCCUUAAGGAGCUUCAUUCUUAUGAGAAAGAAGUUCAGAAAGAAGCUGCAAAAACUGCAGACAUGAAGGAGAAAGGUGCUGACCCUCACGAUCUUAAGCAGCAGGAGAACGUGUUGGCAGAGUCAAGGAUGAUGGUUCCUGAUUGCUACAAACGAUUGGAAGCUGCACUUGCAGAGUUAAAAGGAACACUGGCUGAAAUGAAGGAGUCCAACCUGCAAUGUGUUGAAAUCGAAGAAGCUGAUAGUGUGAUUACAGAAGUUGAAGCAUCAUUUCCAACAUCAGAGGAUUAGAAGUUAAACGAAUUGAGCAUUAUGACAUUCAAAGUUCUGAUAUAUGGGCUGCCCCACAUGUACUUAUAUUUUAUGUGGCUUAUCAUGAAUGCUAGUUCCUUCGGGUGUUGGAUCUUUGUAUUUGUCUAAUUUUACCAGGAUUGCAUUCACUGAUAAGUAACUUCCCUUCAAGAUCUUUUUAUGUUAGUUUUACAUUAUCCAAA